AUGGUUCUGAGCGGGGCCCUGUGCUUCCGAAUGAAGGAUGCGGCAUUGAAGGUGCUUUAUCUGCAGGAUAACCAGCUGCUGGCCGGUGGGGUGCAUGGAGGGAAGGCCGUGAAAGGCGAGGAGAUCAGUGUUGUCCCCAAUCGGUUUCUGGACGACAGCCUUUCUCCAGUCAUCCUGGGUGUCCAGGGAGGGAGCCAGUGCCUGUCGUGUGGGACGGGGCAGGAACCGACUCUGAAACUAGAGCCAGUGGACAUUAUGGAGCUCUACCGCAGCCCCAAGGAUUCCAGGGGCUUCACCUUCUACAGGCGGGACACGGGGCUCACCUCCAGGUUCGAGUCGGCUGCCUUCCCGGGCUGGUUCCUCUGCACGGUGCCUGAAGCAGACCAGCCUCUCAGGCUCAGCCAGCUCCCGGGGGAUGCCAGCUGGGACCACCCCAUCAUGGACUUCUACUUCCAGCAAUGUGACUAG
Messenger RNA from Myotis lucifugus (little brown bat), 468 nucleotides. RefSeq names its product interleukin 36 receptor antagonist (gene IL36RN). Gene Ontology annotation, molecular function: cytokine activity; interleukin-1 receptor binding. The transcript is spliced from 4 exons. Lineage: Eukaryota; Metazoa; Chordata; Mammalia; Chiroptera; Vespertilionidae. Gene Ontology annotation, biological process: cellular response to lipopolysaccharide; inflammatory response to antigenic stimulus. Bases 1 to 468 code for a protein of 155 amino acids. The record is from RefSeq and is a predicted model, not a curated record.